GUGCAGCUGGAUUUGUAACCAUGCACACAGCGUCUUCUGUGCUCGCUUUGUUCUGCCGCGCAGACGCUCUUUUAAAUUAUCUCUGAUUAAGAGAUAUGUGCAGUUUUAGCUACGAAGGUAUGACCCAAAUGUGCUUUUAGCUUUUCUUGGCUUUCACUUUUCUUGGCCGCCACUUUUGUGUCUGCUUUUCACAUGAGUGAACAGCAUUCACGAACGUACACACGCGCAUGUGAGCGACUGCCACUUGGACGGAGUGGCAGGGAGGACGGGUCAAGGGGAGAAGCAACGUGUAGUUUGUCCCUACUGAUGCAUAUCCUUCCAAAAGUUGGCAAUUUUGUAAUGUGGAGAAAGGCGCUCAAACUGGGAGUAAAAUAAAAACACAGCCUUAACGGACACCAAAUUGGGGAAGCUCACUGGUACUGAGAAGAAUGAUUCCAAUUGGACCGUUUAACCAGCGACCAAUUAGCGUGUGAAGGAGAAAAGAAUGAUCUCUUUUUUUUUUGACGACGGGAUUGGAGUAUCUCUUCCCCUUUUUACUACACACAUAAAUCACGCUUCUGAGUAGCCUCUAACCAUAUAGAUAUUUUAAAAAAAAACAUCGCAACAACAUGAAGGGCAAAAAACAGAAGAAAGACCCAAGUGAAAAUAAAGGAAGCCAAAAAAAGGAACCAACUAAUUUAAAAAGAAAAAAAUAUCCCAGUGAUGAACAUGAUUAUGAUUCGAAGGUCAAGCAUGAGCAGCAUGAUGAGAAUUACAAAAUUAGCUCACCAGAAGUGAAUACCAUGAAGAGGGGGAAAAAAAAGGAAUUAACUGCCCAAUCAGAAAAGAAGGAAGCUGAACAUGUUUUGUUUCGAUCGGACAAUGGGGAUGGCGGGCACCCAUAUAAUGGCGAAGGCCCACCCAUGAGCAACGUAGAAAUGGGGAAGGUUAAACAACCGCCGAAGGUGAAAAAGGAGAAGCAGUCCAUUGGCAGAGGUGACGGAGCGAAAGGUAAUCCCAAAGAGGAUGCCAGCGCGAAGAAAGGAAACAAAAGGAAGAAGAAAGAUCGCACCGAUGACUCAGAUUCGUCCUCCAGGUUUUUAUUCAAAGGGAGAGACAUGGCCAAAGAUGGGGAGAGAGCAAACGGGGCGGCUAGCCGGAUGCUACAAAGAAUGGAUAACCGGGUUGCUAAGGAGGAGGGAAGAGAGGAAAAGCGGAAGGAGGAAGAAGAAGAGAAGGCACAAGAGCUCCACCAACUGCAACAACUGCAGCAGGAGCAGGAGCAGCCGCCACCGCAACGGAAGGAGGAGCUGAGUAUGCAGGAAAUUGCAAAGUACUACGGAACGGUGAGAGUGAAAAAUGCAAACAGCCAAGUCGGGAAGGGGGACCUGCUAACCCUCAGGAACAAACUGAACACAAAUUUGAAAGUUUCGGAUUGUCUCGCCAUAGUCCAGUUGUCAUCCCCGGAGGACGCAGACAAUAAGUUGGUGUCUCCCUUUAUGUGCGAAAAUUGGAAGGAUCUCAAAGCGGAGCGGGUAAAGGGAGGAUCGAAGGAGGGGCCCCAAUUGGAUGACCACUUUAGGCACGCCCGCUGGAAAUUUCCCCUCGAAAUAAUCGAUCAUUUAAUUUUUAAAAAUAAAACCCAUGACUACGACAAGUGGGUAGCAGACUGCCGCAUCUUGCUAGUGACCGGACUGCCAUUCGACCAAAAGGAAGAACACAUCCUGCAGAGCCUAAUAGAUAUGUACUAUCGUAACCAAGAUAGAGACCCUAUAUUGGAUGUAAUAGACAUAGAAACGUCUGACUAUCUGGUUGAUGCUCUGAACUUGUAUGCAGCUGUGGAGGAGCAUCCGAGCAAGUACGAAUUAUUCGCAGACCAUUUGGGCAUUAUAAAAUUUGCUUUACUUUUUGGAGCAAAACAGAAUGCAAGUAUAAACCUGAUAGAUCACACAUAUGUGCUUUAUAACCUCAGUGAGUUGUGUAGAUCUAAUCAUUGUCCUACAGGUGCUAUGGGAUUACUCUAUUUUAAGAAUGAAGAGAGUGCCAAAAACUUUUGGAUAGCUUUCAAAUCGUCAGCUACUUACAUGUACGAAAAAUGCGUUCGUGUAAUCCCAGACAAGAACGAAAUGAAGGUCUACAUCGAGGCGUCUAUUUAUUUUAUCAUGCCUGGUGCCCUCUUCGUCAACAUAAAUUAUGCGCAACUAAAUUUGGUACUUAACAAUUUGCAGCAAAAGGGCCCAGUCGUCUUCGACCAAAUUAAUAAUCUGAAAUUGAGGUACCAUGAGAAAUCCGUCUGGGAGUUGAUCUCCGAGAAUGUGCCUUUGGAUGAUGCGAUUGAUGCGGAGGCCCCUGCGCAGCGUGCCGUCGGGGAAAGAAGCCUAGAGGGAAACGAUCAGCUGAGAGGUGCUUCUAUCGGCCAGAUUAGUAGCACAUUGGGGACUGUCACGAAGGGGAAAAUCAACCAAGAUGGUCGAAAUGGCGUGGGUGCACAGAAGGAUGAAAAUGAGGUGGAAAAUGUGCUCGAUGUUGCCCCGUGUGACGAUGAUAGCCAGUCAUCUGACGGGGCAACGGACGAUGGCCUUAAUGAAUUUUAUUUCGAAAACUCUUUUGAUGAAAAUGACUCUCAGGAAAUGGAAGAGGAGGAGAACGCACUCCUCAACAGAAUCCACCUCAUCCCAAAUUUCCUCAUGCGCAUUUACAAUACGCACAUCAACAGGUACCUACUGGAAAAGGGACUGUGCCUGCUAACAUGUCCCUACUUAGACGAGGAAUCGGGAAAAAAAGUGGCGAGCUUCUUAACAAAGUUUCACCUACUAGACUGGACAUUUAGCGAAACAGAUGAUGCCUGCUACUUUUACCUUUUCAAAUCCAUAAUAAGCGUUUUUUCAGUAUCGAAAAAGGUCUUCAAGGGAGCCUUUAAUUAUGCAGUCUCCACGCUCUUUUUGAAAUUGCCCUUCGGAUUAGUCCCCGCUCUUUAUAUCCGCCUGAGCCCCAGAUUGCUAGGCAAUUUGGGGGACCCCCCUCAGAGUGACGCGGGUCAAAACGUUGGAGGAAGUGACUGA
Plasmodium vivax (malaria parasite P. vivax) is the source of this 3041-nucleotide messenger RNA. RefSeq lists its product as hypothetical. The coding region runs from base 609 to 3041 and encodes 810 amino acids. Lineage: Eukaryota; Apicomplexa; Aconoidasida; Haemosporida; Plasmodiidae. The transcript has a single exon. The record is from RefSeq and is a predicted model, not a curated record.